This is a messenger RNA of Ipomoea triloba (trilobed morning glory), 1360 nucleotides long. RefSeq lists its product as uncharacterized. The coding region runs from base 119 to 820 and encodes 233 amino acids. The transcript has 2 exons. The record is from RefSeq and is a predicted model, not a curated record. Lineage: Eukaryota; Viridiplantae; Streptophyta; Magnoliopsida; Solanales; Convolvulaceae.
GUAUAAUUAAUUAUCUAAUCUUAGCAUUAAAAUGAAUGAAUUUUGAAGGAGAUCAAGUUUUGCUUUUAUUGUUUAAGUGUUUUCUUAAGUUUGUUUAAAUUUGGAUACCUUUUGAUUUAUGCAAACUAGAUCACAAGGUGGUCAAAACCUUUGUCCUUUAAACCAAGAACUCUCUAGAGAGUUAAGGAAGUUGAAGAAAGGCUCAUCCAAUCAGUUGAAAGAGUUUGAACCAGUGGAGAUAAACAUGGAGACCGGUGAAUCUAGCAACUCAGGCCAAAUGUCUCCCGGAGGAAGUAGUUCCCGAGCAAGCCCGAGUCAAGGAGCACACACGGAGGCUCAACCCAAUACCUCUCAAGAUCCAGUGGCACCGGUACGAAUACCAAUCUCUACCUCCAUGGAAAAUCCGAAUCUAAAUCCUUAUUUAGGAGGAGGAUUAGGUUUUCAAUUUCCACCGCAACUACAAGGGGCCGGGAUGCAAAAUUUUCCUCAUCUUUUGAACCCAAAUUUCUUCACAAACCCUAUGUUUGACCCAUACCAGAAUUUCCCUCAAAGAGCCCAACCCUACUUCUACCAAAGAGCACAAAAUUUUCAACCCAUGGCUACUCAUCUGGCUCCCCAAUUUGAAGAAGAAGAUUGCAUUGCCUAUCCCGGAAUCGAGGCCAAUAACUUUGAACUCAAGACUUCCAUGAUCAACUUGGUGCAAGCAAAUCAAUUUGGAGGUUCAAAGUUGGAAGAUCCUAAGGCGCAUAUCACCCAUUUCGACAGAAUAUGCCAAACUAUCAAGAUGAAUGGGGUGUCUAUGGAUGCAAUCAAGCUGUGAUUGUUCCCAUUUUCGUUGAGGGAUCAAGCUCUGAGUUGGCUCAAUUCCUUUGGGCCAAAUCAUUUCAACACAUGGGACCAGCUGUACAAAUCUUUCAUGCAAGAAUACUAUCCACCCUCCAAGGCUGCAAAAUUGAAGAAGCAAAUCCAGAAUUUCCAGCAAUUCGGAAGUGAAAAUCUGUACGAGGCAUGGAAGAGGUUCAAGGAUCUCAGGAGGCAGUGUCCUAGGAAUCUCCUAUCUCCUGGGGAUUUCAUUUCAUCUUUUUACGAAGGAUUGCUGGACAACUACAAGACAGUGUUGGAUACUUCUUCUAUGGGGGGAGUGUUUCUUGAUAUGACGCCCGAUCAUGGAGAGCAGCUGAUAGAAAGAAUCACAGCCAACACUGCGUAUUGGUACAAUGAAAGAGUCGAGCAACCAAGGAAAGAGAAAGCAGUAGGUAUGUUUGAAGUGGAUGAGAAGGUUGCCAUGCAAGCCCAACUGGAUUCGAUCCAACACAUGUUGAAAGAAAUGGUGUUGAAUAAGAAGGCGAAUGCUCAGUCA